AAAGAAGAUGAACAGAUCAUGAUACCUCUAGAAAAAGCAGUGGUAAAUCAAGCUCAACAUAUUUUUUUUUGGCAAGGAGGAGAUUUUUCAACUAAUCGCCCAAGAAGAGAUAGGUGCUUGUCACAUGUCUGCAUAUAUCAUGUUAUUGUAUCGUAAUUGCCAAGCAAAAGGAAAGAGCAACUUUGAAUUUUUAUGUCCAUACUCAAUAUCUUUAGUGGUGCAAAGUAGGAAGGAAGAAAAGAUUCAGGAGAACCGUGUAGAACGAUCAAGAUAUAUUGUUGAUGCACUUCAGGAAAAUGCAAGGAAGGGAAGUAUAUUUUUGGCACCGUACAAUGCUGGGCGUCAUUGGAUUCUAUGUGUAAUUGACCCAGAAGCUGAUGUUGUCUAUUAUUUGGAUCCUUUACGAGAGGAAAAUCGUCCUACUGGUCAUGAUUUACGCAGUGUUGUGGACACGGCAUUACUUAUAUAUCAAAAUCAAAUUGGAGCAGCUAAAAAGAUGAAGAAGAAUACAACAUGGUCAAAAAUUCAGUGUCCCCGUCAGACAAAUAAUGUUGAUUGCGGUUACUAUGUCCUAAGGUUCAUGCGGGAAAUUGUAAAUCAUAACCAAUCACAAAUUCCAGAAAAGUACUUUUCAGAUUGUUUAUGGCCCAACUAUAGCACGGAACAAAUUGAUGAAGUAAAAAUUGAGUUGGCGCACCAUAUUCUCUACUUUGCUAGUUAAUUUAGGAAUUUGGAGUGAAAUCAUUAUGCGUAUGUAGUCUUAUUUAAGCUUUUUGGAUUUUUGUAGUGAAGAUUAUGAAUGGUUUUGAAUAUUUAGGUUGUUUUCCGCGAAGGAUAUAAAAUAUUGUAAUACUGGUUUCAUAAUAUUAAUAUAUUUCUGUUUUGAUUGUGGAA
Messenger RNA from Spinacia oleracea (spinach), 894 nucleotides. RefSeq lists its product as uncharacterized. The record is from RefSeq and is a predicted model, not a curated record. Gene Ontology annotation, biological process: proteolysis. Gene Ontology annotation, molecular function: cysteine-type peptidase activity. The coding region runs from base 125 to 721 and encodes 198 amino acids. Lineage: Eukaryota; Viridiplantae; Streptophyta; Magnoliopsida; Caryophyllales; Amaranthaceae. The transcript is spliced from 6 exons.